This is a messenger RNA of Nilaparvata lugens (brown planthopper), 610 nucleotides long. RefSeq names its product aarF domain-containing kinase 1-like. NCBI's taxonomy places the organism in Eukaryota, Metazoa, Arthropoda, Insecta, Hemiptera, Delphacidae. The coding region runs from base 170 to 610 and encodes 146 amino acids. The record is from RefSeq and is a predicted model, not a curated record. Gene Ontology annotation, cellular component: mitochondrial inner membrane. Gene Ontology annotation, biological process: lipid homeostasis; mitochondrion organization. The transcript is spliced from 5 exons.
GUUUUCAAGCAUAAUACAUUUUAACAUUGAUAUUUUGAGUUCCAGAUAUUUCCAAUUCUGCGGCCCCCUCGAGACGUGUGCAAGGAAUCGUACCUUCAGUUUUAAAUUCAAUUCAAAAUACUGUGUUUUUCUUCUGUUUAAGAGUUUUGUGAGAAGUAGAUGCUUGAAAAUGAAAAAGGUUUUUGGUUAUAGCCUGGCCACAGCAUCUGCCCUAGUGCUGGGUAAAAGUUUGGUUGACAACGAUUUUGAUGUUGGUUCUCUCGCUGUUGUACGUCUUGGACGUGCUGGUUUAACUGUAUUUGAUGUAGUGAAGAUGUAUAAGAGAGAUUUCUACCAUGAGGUGAAAAGACUGAACAUUGAAAAAUCUUCGGAAGAAUACAGUACUCUUAGAUCUCAGGUUCAUAAGAAGUCCGCUGAAAGAAUCCUGGAAUUGUGUAGAGCGAAUAAAGGAGUGUACAUAAAAGUGGGUCAACACAUCGGUGCUCUUGAGUACCUGGUUCCGAUUGAAUACGUCGACACUAUGAAAGUUCUUCACAGCAACGCUCCUCGGUCCAGUUUAGAAGACGUUAUGCGUGUUCUACGCGAAGAGCUCAAGUGCGAGGUUUUGUGA